AUGGCAGCCUGCGUCAAGAAUGCUCAGAUCAUGCAACCGAUCAGUGAGCUACGGCUCUGGCUUUCGCUGCUGUUUGCCGCAGUGCCCUGCAGGAUUCCUUACCUGCACAUACCUUCGCAGUGCCCUCCCUUACGGCUGGGAUGUGGUGCAGCUCCCGGCGUCGCUGGUGAUCGGCACCUGGGCUCCUUUGUCAGGCAGAACACACCUUCCUGCCUGGCUGCCUGCCCGGAGCACAGGCGAGGUCUUGAUGCAGAGUUGUCUUACGUGAGGAAUGAUGUGGUUAAUCACUAUGCAUUGUCCUUCAAUCUCUUAAUACCCAGCGAGACCAAUAAUCUUCACUUCAGCUGGCAUGCUAAAUCCAAGGUUGAGUAUAAACUGGGAUUUCAGGUAGAUAAUCCCAUGGCUAUGGCUAUGCCCCAGGCCAACAUUUCUCUACAAGGAGAAGUUCCUCGCACCCUUUCAGUGUUUCGUGUCGAACUCUCCUGCACUGGCAGACUCGACUCUGAGGUCACAAUAUUAAUGCAGCUCAACUUGACAAUAAAUUCAUCUAAAAACAUCACAGUUUUAAAUUUCAAACGAAGGAAAAUGUGCUACAGAAAGCUUGAACCAGAAGUAAAAUCUCCAACAUCUGAUAAAAACAGCAGCAAGGCUAUCUUCGAUCCUGUAAACGCAGCUCCCACCACUUCUACCCGUGUGUUUUAUAUCAGUGUAGGUGUGUGCUGUGCUGUUAUAUUCCUGGUGGCAAUAAUAUUAGCUGUCUUGCAUCUCCACAGCAUGAAAAGGAUAGAGUUGGAUGACAGCAUUAGUGACAGCAGUAGCUCACAAGGUUUAUCCCAACCUUCCACACAGACGACACAGUACUUGCGAGCUGACACGCCAAACAAUGCAACGCCAGUAACCA
Fulmarus glacialis (Northern fulmar) is the source of this 901-nucleotide messenger RNA. RefSeq names its product tyrosine-protein kinase RYK-like. The transcript is spliced from 7 exons. NCBI's taxonomy places the organism in Eukaryota, Metazoa, Chordata, Aves, Procellariiformes, Procellariidae. The annotation marks the transcript as partial. The record is from RefSeq and is a predicted model, not a curated record.